Molecule: messenger RNA, 2245 nt
Organism: Chinchilla lanigera (long-tailed chinchilla)
Lineage: Eukaryota; Metazoa; Chordata; Mammalia; Rodentia; Chinchillidae
Product: zinc finger protein 239-like
Exons: 9
Coding region: 724-1743 (339 amino acids)
Biological process (GO): negative regulation of transcription by RNA polymerase II
Molecular function (GO): DNA-binding transcription repressor activity, RNA polymerase II-specific
Source: RefSeq, a predicted model, not a curated record
AUAAGAAACUGGCAGUCAGAGCUUCAAGGUGACGGCGAUGGUCCAGCUCCCGUAGGAGAGCAUUCAAGGGUGAAGAAAGCAACAUUGCCAGACUCACUUUCUCAGGAAGGACCCUCAAGCCCUUCUCUAUUACAACCAUGACCUUCCUCAUUGAAAGAAGCUGCUACCUUACAGUUCUAACGGGGGAAAUCAGGUGUGAGACAUCAUAAGAAGAAAAAAGAAAGACCAUGGAGAAUGUGCAAUCAGGUGUAAGGAAGUCACUCUGGAAAUUUUAGUAUUCAUCAGCUGUCACUGAAAGUAGAUAUUUGUGACAGUCAUGUUAUGGACCAAUAUAAAGCCUGUGAAGAUGAACGUGAUGUUAAAGAAAUUGAUGUUCAUUGAUGAGCACUUCGGCAUUUCAAAGAGUUCUCAAAAAAGGAUCGGCUGGCUGAAGUUCUGCGUGAAAGCAAGUAAUGGAAAAUAGGAUUUCUUAAGCCCCCUUUGGCCUUUUGAUUCUGAGCUACAACCUUGCUGUUCUACUUUCAAAGUCAAGGAACACUUCUAGCAAAACCAUGACAUUUCUUGGCUAUCAGCUCUGUCCGUGUGAUGUGAAAAUUGUUCUUCAGUUCAGCAGAGGCAUUAUGCUGACCAUUUUAGGUUCCCACAUGUAUGGGCUAAACCUCGUGCCUUCUAUAUGACAGUCAAAGAAGAUCAAAGGAAUCCUCGGAGAUCCUCACGCACCCAAUGGAUACAGUGACCUUUGAAGAUGUAGCUGGGAACUUCACCUCGGCAGAGUGGGCUUUGCUGACUCCAUCCCAAAAGAAGCUCUACAGAGAUGUGAUGUGGGAAACAUUGAUGAAUGUUACUGCUAUAGGAAGAACAUGGGAUAAGCAGCAAAUGGAAGCAGAAGGCAAAAUUUACUCAAGAAAUCUGAGAUAUGAUACAGAGAAUUAUUUGAGAUUUGAAGAGAAGCUACAUAAAUAUAAUGAACAUGGAAGUAACUGCAGUGUUUUCUGGUCCAUUCAAAAGCGUAAAAUGAGGAAGACUGGAGAGAAACCCUAUCAAUGUGGGAAGUUUGAGGAGGCCAACUUAGAACUUAGUGAACAAACUCACACUGGGCUGAAAAUGUUUGUUGGUAAGAAAAGUAUGAAGGCCCCCACAACACCAAGGGUUCUUCAACAAUGUGCAUGUAAGCAAUGUGGGAAGGCAUUCAAACAAAAUUGUGAACUUGUAGUACAUGAAAGAAUUCACACUGGGGCGACGCCCUAUGCAUGCAAGCAAUGGGGGAAAGAGUUCAAACAAAAUUGUGAGCUUGUAGUACAUGAAAGAAGUCAUGCUGGAGAGAAACCCUAUGCAUGUAAGCAAUGUGGGAAAGUGUUCAAACAAAAGUGUGAGUGUGUAGUACAUGAAGGAAUUCACACUGGGGAGAAACCCUAUGUAUGUAAGCAAUGUGGGAAAGCAUUCAAGCAAAGUGGUCACCUUCUAAAACAUGAAAGAACUCACACUGGGGAGAAACCCUAUGUAUGUAAGCAGUGUAGGAAAUGUUUCAGGAAGAGUGAUAGUCUUAGAGUCCAUGAAAGAAUUCACACCGGGGAGAAACCCUGUGUAUGUAAGCAAUGUGGGAAAGCAUUCCGUAAAAAUGGUAACCUUAGAGAACAUGAAAGAAUUCACACUGGGGAGAAACCCUAUGUAUGUAAGCAAUGCGGGAAAGCAUUCAAGCAAAGUGGUCACCUUCUAAUACAUGAAAGAACUCACACUGGGUAGAAAUUCUAUGUAUGUAAGCAUUGUAGGAAAUGUGUUAGUACAAAUGGCCACUUGCAAAGACAUCACAGAAUUCACACCUGGAAGAUAGAUACCCUAUGCAUGUAAGCAAUCUGGGAAAAUGUGCAUAUGGUGAAAUUCUUAAAAUCUCCAAUCUACUUUUUUAUACUUGAUGCAACUUUACAUGGUAUAUUUCUGUAUUUUACUCUAGGGAUACUGUCUGUUGUACAGCGUCUUAUUGAUUCUAUCAGUUUCUUAUUGGUACUUUCAUAUUUCAAUAUACACCUUGAUGUUAUUUGCAGUUGAAGACCAUUUUAUGUGUUGUGACUUAUAACCUCCUAACUUUUUCUUUGUUUCUUGUCUGUAUCCACUGACAGAAUUUUAAGAUUUUUGCCAUCUAGGUUUUAAUGUGUUAGAUAACACUAAUUAUGCAAUAAUGCCUCUCAUUUUUUAAUAGUUUCUUCUCUAUUAUUAUUAUAAUCUGCUCAAAUAUAUAGCAAUGCAA